This is a messenger RNA of Toxorhynchites rutilus septentrionalis, 626 nucleotides long. RefSeq lists its product as uncharacterized. Bases 140 to 553 code for a protein of 137 amino acids. NCBI's taxonomy places the organism in Eukaryota, Metazoa, Arthropoda, Insecta, Diptera, Culicidae. The record is from RefSeq and is a predicted model, not a curated record. The transcript has 2 exons.
CGCGAGUCGUUGGUUGUCCGGGAAACUAUAUGGAGUGAUUUGGGCUCCGUUAUUUCUAAUUUGGAUAAUUCAGACCAUCCAGGUUUUAGAACCGUAGAAGUGUUCUGUCAUUUUUUUGCAAGUUCGAAAAUGUAGCGACAUGAGGUACCAGCAGUGCGUAAUUGAUCUCGCGAUCGUUCUGGUUACGAUCCCAUCGUUAAUCGUCGUAGCGCUGCUGUUGGAGUAUACGAUGAACCACACCGACUGGUCGGAUCAGCUCGAAUCCCAAGUGGUAGUCCUCGGACUGGCUGUGGCUUUUUUCGUGAUAUGCAUCAUGGUGGCACUCUAUCUUACCCACCGGGUUGGUGCUUGUCUCUGGACCGGGCCACUUUCGAUCGAUCAUCAGUCGAUUUUCUCCAUCGAGCGUGCGCUGGAAAGUGCACCUCCUCCGGAUUACGAUACGAUCCUAUUGGAUCCGCCUUCUUAUGAUAAGCUGGAAAAGUAUUUACUCAUUGACGUUCCUCCGCCCACGUAUGCCGCAUCGGUGGCCUCUCUGGAAGGCGCCCAUAUCUGACAUGAACGAGCAUGUAGACGUUAAUUAGUGGUGUAUUGCGAGAUCAUGAAGAAAAAUAAAUGUGGAUACUGAA